Camponotus floridanus (Florida carpenter ant) is the source of this 866-nucleotide messenger RNA. It is a transcript of the gene ND-ACP, whose product is annotated as acyl carrier protein, mitochondrial. Gene Ontology annotation, biological process: fatty acid biosynthetic process. Gene Ontology annotation, molecular function: acyl binding; acyl carrier activity. Gene Ontology annotation, cellular component: mitochondrion. The record is from RefSeq and is a predicted model, not a curated record. Lineage: Eukaryota; Metazoa; Arthropoda; Insecta; Hymenoptera; Formicidae. The coding region runs from base 123 to 716 and encodes 197 amino acids. The transcript has 4 exons.
AAGAUUCGUAACUCGUGGGAUAUCCGGAGGAUCGCGACGAUAGCGAUAUUGUUGCCAGAGCAGAUCCGAUCAUAGAAAAGUUUCGUUGUUGCCACCGUUAUUUCUCGUUCGCUCGUCGUGGGAUGAAAAUGGCAUCUUUAACGUGCGCUCGUUUGUUAGCGAGAAACGUCGGCUGUCUCAGAAACUCGAUCAACGGUCGAUUGCGUUGUGCGAGCAGCACAUUUAUUCAUGUAACGAGCAGAGACGAGCAGAGGUUGUUGCAUUGCAUCGCUCGAACCACGCUUGUACCCCAGGUGAAAUGCAAUCGUGGAUAUUGUCAAGAUGUUAGAGCAAAACCAAAGUCAAUUAAGGAUAUUGAAGAACGUGUAUUGAAAGCUGUAGCUGCUUAUAAUAAAGACAUCGAAGAAAAGGGAUUAAAGGACACACGCAUCAAGCAAGUGCGCCACUACAGCCAUGCGCCUCCGCUAUCUCUUGACCUUAUCGGUCAACGGGUGCUCUUGGUUCUGAAACUUUAUGACAAAGUUGAAACCGCGAAGCUGAGCUUGGAGUCACAUUUUAUGGAUGAUCUAGGGCUAGAUUCUCUAGAUCAUGUGGAAAUUAUAAUGGCGAUGGAAGAUGAAUUUGGUUUUGAAAUUCCAGACACGGAUGCACAAAGGUUAUUAAGACCCAAGGAUAUAGUGCGCUAUAUAGCGGAUAAGAAUGACGUGUACGAAUAACACGCCUUAUAUUAUUUAUACUUGUUUAGUCAACAUCUGCUGUUGUUUCGAUUGGAAAUAACAAAUCAACGUCUUAUUUUGCUGCUACCAUUGUUUUUUCUGUAUAUAGACAAACCAUCAUAAUGUGAAUAAAACUUAAGCGAAUUGUUA